GAACGGGACGCUUCAUUCACUGAUACCGGGGGGGGGGGGGAAUCGGAUGUUAGCAGGUUUUAACUAAUGUUGUAUCCGCGUAGGAAUGGAAAACAGGAUAUAAUGGACUCCAACAGUGAGGAUGAAGAGUACCAAAAUCUUGAACCCGACUCACAACAGGACGCAGCUACGUACAGAGUGACCUUUCCUCGUGGGAGAAACACAAAAGUUAUGGACUGCGGUACAAAUAAGCAGCCCAACAUGAAGCGGCAUCCAGUGAGUCGCUCUGGGAACAACGCGGGUAAAGUGAAGCGGGUGGUGUCCUGCAAGAGGAAGACCCAUCACCUGACAGUGACUCGGAGGAAGCAGCCCGGGAUCGGGAAAAUGCAUGACGCUGCGAAUAAGGAGAAUGAGAUGGAGUGCGUGCGGGACGCGGACCUCUGGGAGUUCCCGCCGGAAGUCCAUAACAACCCGGAGACUGGGGAAACUGGGUCUGAACCAGCGGACCACAGUUCCCUCACCGAGCUCACAAGGGAUCACAGCACAAUGACCGGUGUGCUCUUUGGAAGAAAUCUGAGGCUGAAAGUAUCUCAAACGUUGUGGCGGAGAAGUGUCGGAGAGCUGCUGACGUACUUUCUGAGGAUACAGGACAUUGCUGUGUUUGUUGAUUUCCUCCCGUUCAUCAUCAAAAGCAUCGAUGAGGCCUCUCCCAGCGUCACCAUUGGCUGUUGUGUUGACCUCUUUCCUUUAGUUAGGAAGGUUCUCGCCAAUCCAUACGAAGAGUAUCUAAUAGUUGGGUUAAAGUGGAUUCAUUCGGUUGUGAAGAACUGGUGGGGGGACCUAAAAACCAGCGGCUAUGGCGGAUCAACUGAACUUCCGCUGGAUAAAAAUUUCCAGGCCUUUAAUCAGCAGUUGGCGGAGCUCUGGCACCAGGAACCUUUGCUAAAAUCUGUUCCCGGACCUGCUGGAGACAUGGCAAAGGUCGUUGACUCCUUCCUGUCUCAACUAAGCUGACAGAGAGAAAGAUAGCGGAUCUUUCUCGAGUUGGAUUGGAUCCUUUAAAGAACCUGAGGUUGGAGCAGCUGUUGUGUCCACACAGGAGUGGGUUUAACUGGGUUUAACUCUACUGUAACUGUAGAUCGUGAUGUAUUUUUGGGGCCGGCAGUUGAAAUAUUGAUAAUGUGCAAUAUUGAAAUUUCACUUCAUUGUCUCUUUAUUUAAGUUUUUACUAUGUUGUGGUUAUGGACAACAAGAGUUUUAUCACUGCUUCCAUGUGUAGCUGUCGUAUUUCAUUGCAUCACUGAUGAUGAAUAAAACAUUUUUUUGGUU
Molecule: messenger RNA, 1308 nt
Organism: Pungitius pungitius (ninespine stickleback)
Lineage: Eukaryota; Metazoa; Chordata; Actinopteri; Perciformes; Gasterosteidae
Product: KATNB1-like protein 1
Exons: 10
Coding region: 67-993 (308 amino acids)
Cellular component (GO): nucleolus
Molecular function (GO): microtubule binding
Source: RefSeq, a predicted model, not a curated record